This is a messenger RNA of Carlito syrichta (Philippine tarsier), 1421 nucleotides long. RefSeq names its product testis-specific serine/threonine-protein kinase 1. The record is from RefSeq and is a predicted model, not a curated record. Gene Ontology annotation, biological process: intracellular signal transduction; protein phosphorylation; microtubule cytoskeleton organization. Gene Ontology annotation, molecular function: tau-protein kinase activity; ATP binding; protein serine/threonine kinase activity. The coding region runs from base 167 to 1267 and encodes 366 amino acids. Gene Ontology annotation, cellular component: cytoplasm. NCBI's taxonomy places the organism in Eukaryota, Metazoa, Chordata, Mammalia, Primates, Tarsiidae. The transcript has a single exon.
CACUGAAGUCACUUGGGAGACAGCGCUGAAUGUUCCACCCCAGAAUCUUGGCCUCUAGGAGGCAGGGACAGCAGGCCUGGCCAGCCCAGAGACUCUCUGUCCAGGGUGUAAAUGUCCCGCAGAGAUGUAGAGGGCAGCCUCAGAGGCACUGGGCGUUCCUGGCACCAUGGAUGCUGCUGCUGUCCUCAAGCGACAAGGCUAUAUCAUGGGGAUACAUUUAGGAGAGGGCUCUUAUGCAGAAGUCAAAUCAGCUUACUCUGAGUGCCUGAAGUUCAACGUGGCAGUCAAGAUCAUUGACCGCAAGAAAGCCCCCACGGACUUCUUGGAGAAAUUUCUCCCCCGGGAAAUUGAGAUUCUGACCAUGCUAAACCACCGCUCCAUCAUCAAGACCUACGAGAUCUUUGAGACAUUAGAUGCCAAGGUCUACAUCAUUAUGGAGCUCGGGGUCCAGGGCGACCUCCUCGAGUUCAUCAAAACCCGGGGUGCCCUGCACGAGGACGAUGCUCGCGAGAAGUUCCACCAGCUAUCCUCAGCCAUCAAGUACUGUCACGACCUAGACGUCGUCCACCGGGACCUCAAGUGUGAGAAUCUUCUCCUCGACAAGGACUUCAACAUCAAGCUGUCCGACUUUGGCUUCUCCAAGCGCUGCCUGCGGGACGACAGUGGCCGACUGACAUUAAGCAAGACCUUCUGUGGGUCAGCAGCCUAUGCAGCCCCUGAGGUGCUGCAGGGCAUCCCCUACCAGCCCAAAGUGUAUGACAUCUGGAGCUUGGGCGUGAUCCUCUACAUCAUGGUCUGUGGCUCCAUGCCCUACGACGAUUCUAACAUCAAGAAGAUGCUGCGCAUCCAGAAGGAGCACCGAGUCAACUUCCCACGCUCCAAGCACCUGACAGGCGAGUGCAAGGACCUCAUCUACCGCAUGCUUCAGCCUGACGUCAGCCGCCGGCUGCAGAUCGAUGAAAUCCUCAACCACUGCUGGGUGCAGCCCAAGACACGGGGCCUGUCCACUGCAGCUGUCAACAAGGAGGGGGAGAGCUCCCAGGGCAAUGAGCCCUCACGGACCCAUGAACCCAUCUCUGACAAGAGGUCUGCUACCAAUCUGAAGCCUGGGGUGAGGCACAACUCGAGGCACAGCCUGAGACAAAACCUGAGGAGACAGCAGUGCAAGCACCCGAGCAGCCAAAGAUCUUCGGCUCCACCGGUGAGCAGUUGGCCAAGGAGGACAGAAGAAGGGCUCCCGCCACACCUUCAGAGACACAACUCAUAAACCUCUCGUGGCCCAGGGGGCCAGCAGAGAAUGAGGCAGAACUCAUGGCUUCAAGCCUGAGUUUGGAAGAAAUCAAGGGAUGAGCCAGAGAAGGAAGACGGUCCCAGAUAUAUCGAUAUUUUCGUCAGUUUCUUCUCCCUCCCUUUGAACUUGG